This is a messenger RNA of Fusarium poae, 252 nucleotides long. RefSeq lists its product as uncharacterized. The record is from RefSeq and is a predicted model, not a curated record. Bases 1 to 252 code for a protein of 83 amino acids. NCBI's taxonomy places the organism in Eukaryota, Fungi, Ascomycota, Sordariomycetes, Hypocreales, Nectriaceae. The transcript has a single exon.
AUGUCAUCAUCUCGUCGACCCUCCCACCAAACCCACCUCAAGGAGGCUAAAGACCUGGAAGAACAACUCUCCAGGAAGACACAAGAGGCAUUGCGUCAGAAGAAAGAUUAUGAAGCUGAACUUGCGAAGAAGGACGCUGAGAUCAAGACUCUGAAGGAAGAGAUCUUAGUGCUGCAGAUUGAAAAUGCGGUCCUGAGCGAGGCAAUCAAGGAGAUUGCCGAUGUUGUUAACCCUAAGCAAGAGGAGGAGUGA